AUGGGCAAGAAAAGCUUUCGGGGCAAAGGUCGACGUGGCGGCGGAGGUGGUCGCGGCGGUGGUCGCGGAGACGCAGGCUGGACCGACUAUGCGCCUUUCGACAAGAACAACCAGAAGCUGGAGGAAUACUACAACACCCUGCUCCAGCUGCCCGAAGAGGAGAACCAGCAGUACUGGGAGGCUCUGAGACGUGAGCUGCCAAACAGCUUUCGAUUUACCGGUUCGCGAGGACAUGCUUUGUCGGUCAAGAGGCUCCUCCAGACGCGCUACAUCCCCGAGAUUACGAAAAUCGAGCACUAUGAUGGCAGACCUGUUGAGCCGCCCAAGCCUGUGCCGUGGUACCCCGACGAGCUGGCCUGGUGGAUGACCACUCCCAAGAACGUUGUCCGAAAGUUCCCUCCCUUCUCGGCAUUCCAGAAGUUCCUCGUCUCCGAGACGACUGUGGGAAAUAUUAGCAGACAAGAAGUUGUGAGCAUGAUUCCGCCUUGCCUGAUGGAUCUUCGCCCAGGCAUGGUUGUCCUUGACAUGUGUGCUGCUCCCGGAAGCAAGUCGGCGCAGCUUCUCGAGAUGCUUCACCACGGCGAGGAGGCACGUGUGCGAAAAGUUCUGCGCAAGUUUGCCAAAGAGGACGGUCUGGAUCUUGGAGAUGAGACUCAGGAGGAAAUCGAAGCUGAUCUGGAGGCUGACCCGUCGGACAAUGGCCGCGCUACGGGUCUGCUCAUUGCCAACGAUUCCGACUACAAGCGCGGGCAUAUGCUUGUUCACCAGCUCAAGCGUCUCUCGUCCCCCAACCUCAUUGUCACAAAUCACGACGCCACGCAGUUCCCAUCUCUCAAGCUGCCCACAACGGAUUCCAAGGGCAAGCCUACGUACCUCAAGUUCGAUCGCAUUCUGGCAGACGUCCCCUGUUCCGGCGAUGGCACUCUGCGAAAGAACGCCAACCUCUGGAAGGACUGGCAACCAGGCAAUGCUCUCGGAUUGCACGCCACUCAGAUUCGGAUUCUCGUUCGAGCCCUCCAGCUACUCAAGGUUGGCGGCAGAGUCGUGUACUCUACCUGCAGCAUGAACCCCGUUGAGAACGAGUCCGUCGUUGCGUCAGCAAUUGAGCGUUGUGGAGGGUCUGGUAAUGUCGAGAUUCUCGACUGCGCUGAUCAGCUCCCUGGGCUGGUGAGACGACCCGGCAUGAGAAAGUGGAAGAUUAUGGAUAAAUCUUGUCGCAUGUGGGACACCUGGGAGCAAGUAGAGACAUUUGCCCGAGACGAGAAUGACGGCGUGGUACCUGGCCGUGUUUCCCAGACCAUGUUCCCCAAGUUGGAAGGAACAGAGUGCUAUGACUUGCCGCUCGAACGUUGCAUGAGAGUCUAUCCUCAUCUCCAGGACACCGGUGGCUUCUUCAUCACCGUCCUGGAGAAGAAGACUGACUUCAAGGCGCGAAAUGAAAACGAGCCCAAGACUGCUGCUGCUGCCGCUGCCGUGGCCGCCAACAUCGCGAAAUCACAAGCCGCUUCCGAGAAGACAGAGGAAAAGCCAGCCGACACUGCCGAGACUCCCGUCGCUGCUGAGAGCAAUGGUUCAAAACCAGAGGAAGACGCCGCCAUGGACGAAGCUGCCACAAACGGUGGUACUAAGAGACCCCUUGAAGACCAGGACAGCGAGCAACAAACUGCCAAAAAGACAAAGACAGAAACCGAUUCCUCUGCCACCACUCCUGCACCACUUGUCCAGCCCACCGAAGCCGUGACAAAACCCAAGAAAGCUGGUCCCCCCGAAGAACCAUUCAAGUACCUCGAUCCAUCCCACCCCGUCAUCCAGAACAUCAAGCAGUUCUACAGCCUCUCCACUCGCUUCCCCGACAACCGGUACAUGGUGCGCAACGAGCUCGGCGAGCCCGCCAAGGCCAUCUACUACACCACCGCACUCAUCCGCGACAUUCUCACUGAAAACGAAGGCCGCGGCGUGCGAUUCGUCCACGGCGGUGUCCGGAUGUACAUGAAGCAGGAUGCUCCUUCUGCUGAAGUAUGCCGCUGGCGCAUCCAGUCCGAAGGCAUGCCCAUCGUCCAGGGAUACGUUGGCGAACCGCGCGUCAUCCACCUACACAAGAAGGAGACUCUUCGCAAGCUGCUCAUCGAAAUGUUCCCCCGUAUCUCAGAUGACGACUGGAAGAACUUUGACGAGAUUGGCGAGAGAGUGCGUGACGUCGGCAUGGGAUGCUGCGUUCUUCGUGUCGAGCCUGAGGCGGGUGACCCGGAGUUCACGGAGCGGGUGGCUCUCCCCCUGUGGAAGAGCAUCCAUUCGUUGAAUCUUAUGCUUCCCAAGGAGGACAGAGCGGCUAUGCUCUUGAGAAUCUUUAACGAUACAACCCCCUUGAUCAACAAUACGUUGAAUAAGCACAAGGACCAGCAGAAUGGUAGCAAGUCAAAGGAUAGUGAGGCCAAGGAGGAGCAGCAGCCCUUGGAUAAUGCUGAUGUAGAGGAUUUGCCGUCCCCGGAGUAA
Messenger RNA from Pochonia chlamydosporia 170, 2493 nucleotides. RefSeq names its product methyltransferase. The transcript is spliced from 3 exons. The coding region runs from base 1 to 2493 and encodes 830 amino acids. Gene Ontology annotation, biological process: tRNA methylation. The record is from RefSeq and is a predicted model, not a curated record. Gene Ontology annotation, molecular function: tRNA binding; tRNA (cytidine-N5)-methyltransferase activity. Lineage: Eukaryota; Fungi; Ascomycota; Sordariomycetes; Hypocreales; Clavicipitaceae. Gene Ontology annotation, cellular component: cytoplasm; nucleus.